Messenger RNA from Limanda limanda (common dab), 4413 nucleotides. RefSeq names its product mannose receptor, C type 2 (gene mrc2). The coding region runs from base 1 to 4413 and encodes 1470 amino acids. The transcript has 29 exons. Lineage: Eukaryota; Metazoa; Chordata; Actinopteri; Pleuronectiformes; Pleuronectidae. Gene Ontology annotation, molecular function: signaling receptor activity. The record is from RefSeq and is a predicted model, not a curated record.
AUGCAAGGCAGCGACCGAAACAAGGAACCGAGGGGAACAUGGACGAGCCGGCAACUUCUCCUGUCCAGAUGCACUUUAUAUUUAUUCCUCCUCAGUGUGGAGCUGCAGAGGAGCCACUCCGAGACACUGGACUCUGAUGAGUUUGCUUUCUUCCAUGAGGGAGCCGGCGGGUGCCUGGGGGUGCAGGAUCACUCCCUCGCCCUGUCCAAAUCCUGUGAGGACGACAACCAGCGCUGGAAGUGGGUGACCCGAGGACGCCUGUUCAACCUGGGCUCCUCACUUUGCCUGGGAGUGACCACCGGUAACUUCACCUCCAAGUCGGACAAGUCUCCUCUGGGCGUGUACACAUGCGACCGGGAGCCCCCCAGAGUACGCUGGACAUGGACCUGUGGCCAGAUGCUGGAGAACCUCAACAACUACCUUCCCUCGCCGUCGAUUCUGAACUCCUCCGCCGCCUCCUCGCCCUCCAAGCUGAAAUGGACUCUGCAUGGUGGCAUGCAGGAGGACCUGUGUGCCAAAGCGUAUCGUGAGAUCUACACCAUCCAGGGCAGCUCUAACGGCCGCCCCUGCUACCUGCCCUUCCUGUACGAUAACCAGUGGUUCCACAGCUGCACCGGUAUCGGCCGGGAGGACGGUCACCUCUGGUGCGCCACCACCUUUGACUAUGGCAAGGACGAGAGCUGGGGGUUUUGUCCUGUUAAGAGCAGCGGCUGUGAAACCUUCUGGGAUAGUGACCCGCUGACGGACAGCUGUUACCAGUUUAACAUCCACGCUACGUUGUCAUGGAGUGAGGCACGGAUCAGUUGCCAGCAGCAGGGGGCAGACCUGCUGAGCAUCACCAAGCUGCAUGAGCAGACCUUAAUCAAUGGUUUUCUGUCCGGCUACAGCGCUGCUUUGUGGAUUGGCCUCAAUGACCUGGACAUCAACGGGGGCUGGCAGUGGGCCGACUCCUCACCGCUCAAGUAUCUCAACUGGGAACAAGAUCAGCCGAGUCAUGAAGAUGAGGAGAACUGUGCUGUGAUCAGGACUGAGUCAUCAGGUCGCUGGCAAAACCGCGAUUGUUCUGGUGCUCUGCCGUAUGUCUGUAAGAAGAGGCCCAAUGCCACCCUGGACCCCUUCACUACAGAUUCUUGGACAGAUGAUAAGAAGUACGAGUGUGAUAUGGGCUGGCAGGCCUUCCAGGCCGGCUGCUACAAGGUGACUUCAGAGAAGAGCGACUGGGAUACGGCUCAGAAAACCUGCCAGAAGAUGGAGGCCAACCUGGUCAGCCUCCACACCCUACCUGAGCUGGAGUUCAUCCUUCACAACUUGAAAAAAGACAUCGAACAGCUGUGGAUAGGGCUCCAUGACACCGUAAUGCAAAUGGACUUCCAGUGGACCGACCACACGCCAGUCAUCUUCACCUACUGGCACCCGUUUGAACCCAACAACUUCCGCAACACCCAAGAGGACUGCGUCUCUAUGUGGGGGCUCGACGGCCGCUGGGACGACAGCCCUUGUAAUUUGACCCUGCCCUCCAUCUGUAAGAAGCCAGGAACAAAGAGCGAUGGGAAACCUCAACACCAAGAGUGCAAACAAGGCUGGAAGUGGCACAGUCCAGCUUGUUACUGGGUGGGAGAAGACCUAUCCACCUUUGAUGAAGCCAGGAAAUCCUGUGAGGCCCACGGAGCCUUCCUUGUUACCAUUACAAAUAGGUUCGAGCAGGCCUUCGCCAACAGCCUGUUGUUUGGUCGCUUGGGAGAUUCCCUCUGGAUCGGCCUCCAUGAUCAAAGCGGCUCUUUCCGCUGGCUCAGUGGUGACGAAGUGACCUACACCAACUGGAAUCGGGACGAGCCAGUCAACGUCCAUGGCGGCUGCGUUUCCAUGGCGACGGGCUUCGCAACAGGUCUGUGGGAGGUGAAGGACUGUGCGUCAUCGAAGGCGAAAUUCAUCUGCAGACAGAACCAGGACACGUCUCUGACCCCCGAGCCGCCCGUCCCCCAGCCCACCCCGAGUCUCAGCGGCUCCUGUCCCACCGGCUGGAAGAGCAACAGCAACCUGCGCUACUGCUACAAGGUGUUUCAAUACUCGCAGCUGGAGCAGAAGCUGAGCUGGCUGCAGGCUCACCUGUUCUGCCGGAGACACGGCGCCGACCUGCUGAGCAUCGGCGACUCGGACGAGGAGCACUUCGUCCUACAGGUCCUCCAUGAGGCCUUCGGGGAAUCCGAGGACCAUGAGCAGCAUUGGUUUUGGAUUGGCCUCAACCGCAGGAACCCCAUGGACAACGGUAGUUGGAAGUGGAGCGAUGGAUUGGCUGUCACGUACCAGAACUUCGGACGGUACUACUACAACAUUCGGCAGUGUGCUGCGGCCGACUUGGGCACAAUGACGUGGCUGGCCAUGCACUGUGACUCAGAGAUGGACUGGAUCUGCAAGAUCCCCAGAGGUAGUGUUGAGAAGGAACCAGAAGUUUCUGAAGGCACCUCUUCACCCGAGUGGAUUCCCUUCCAGGAGGCUGAAUAUAAAUUUUUUGACCAGCGCACCACUUGGGACCAGGCCCAGAUGAUUUGCUCCUUGUUUGACUCCUCGCUGGCGUCCGUCCACUCAGCUGAGGAAGACGCUUUCCUGGGCAGCACUUUACGCAAGAUGGUGAGAGCAGAGGGUGAUAACUGGUGGCUGGGGCUUCACACCUACGAAAACGACGGCCGAUUCCGCUGGUCUGACCACUCUGUGCUCAAUUACGUGUCCUGGGCCCUCGGGAGGCCGCAUCCGCUCAGCCGUGAUCGCAGAUGUGUUCACAUGUCGGCCAACAAAGCGGACUGGGCCGAUCAGAAAUGCCCCUCUGACCUGCCCUCCAUCUGCAAGAGAGUGAACGUCACAGGCACCAUUCCUCCGACUCCAUCAUCCCCCCACCCCCCCGCAGGCUGCCCGGAUGAAUGGGCGUCCUAUCAGCAUAAGUGUUUCAGGGUGUUCGAUCAGUCGUACCGGGUCACGUGGUCUGCGUCCAAGCUGAGAUGUGAGACUCAGGGAGGUGUGCUGGCAGUGGUGACCAAUCAUCUGGAGCAAGCCUUCGUCACCACCCUGCUGAACAACGCCAGUGUUGACCUCUGGGUGGGUUUGACCUCAGACUCUAAAGGUCACUUCCAAUGGGCCAAGGCCGGCCUGCUCAGCUACACCAACUGGGGCCCCGGAGAGCCGCUCGACAACAGUGGACCGCACCAAAACAAGACGCGGGGAAACUGCGUGGUGAUGAUUCACGGGAACCCGCAGAAGAACGCCGGCAUGUGGGCCUCCCGAGCCUGUGAGAUGGAGACUAAUGGCUACGUUUGUCAGAGGCAUCAAGACCAAAGUCUCCCUCCGGCACCCGCCCUGAUUCCUGCCUCCCUGUCGAAGCCUGUGGAGUUGGGUGGAGUGACGUACCGGGUGGUGGAGAAGCGCCUGGACUGGACCGGAGCUUUGCAUCUGUGUGAGUCUUUGAAUGGGACUCUGGCCACGGUGAAGGAUCCCUACCAGCAGGCGUACCUCACGCUGCUGAUGAACCGCCUGCACCGGCCGGCCUGGGUGGCUCUCUACAACUACGGAGGACGAAGCUUCACCUGGCUGGGUGAAGAGAAAGUGUCGUAUUCCAACUGGAAUGAUGGGAAGCCCAAUCUCAUGGCUGGAUGCGGUCACAUGACCACUACUGGGCAGUGGACCAUGACUCCCUGCGAUGCUAAGCUUGAUGCUGCAAUCUGUCAAAUUAGUGACGAGCCUGUGGGUCACCAAUGGAUCUACCCUGGCAAGUGUCCCAACUCUGUCGGGGAUUGGGGCUGGGUGUCUUUCAGGAACCACUGUUAUGCCUUCAACCUGGAAACACUCAGACUGCAGCAGGACGCUCGCAUGUCCUGUAAAAAAGAGGGAGCAGAGCUUCUCUCGGUCUUGGACGAGACGGAGAACGGAUUUGUGUGGGAACACAUCCAGAGCUCUGCGGAGCAGGCACACGGAGCUUGGCUGGGCAUCAGCGUGAAAGGUAGUGGACUCGUGUGGAGCGAGGACACAGAGAUGUCCUACACCAACUGGGAGGUGCGCGAUCUGGCCUUCUCCGUUCUGUCUCCCAACUCCUGCUUCUGGAUCCAGAGCAACAGCGGCCUGUGGAAGCCGGGCUCGUGCCGAAAUCGCACGCACGGGGUCAUCUGCAAACGACCACGCAGUGCUGAGACCUCAGCUGUAACAAUGGAGGACGACCAUCUGCCCACUCUGAUAGUCAUCAUAGUCUCGGGCCUGGUGCUGGUGGUGCUGAUCGUCGGUGUGAUCUACUUGUACCGUCGGAGAAAUGUCGGGUCGCGGGGGUCGUACGACGGUGCUCGCUACAGCCGCACCAGCUCCAGCCUCUCCGAGCAGGCCGAGAAGAACAUCCUGGUGUCGGACAUGGAGCUGAACGAGCAGCCAGAGUAG